Messenger RNA from Bombus pascuorum, 2129 nucleotides. Its product is annotated as dynein regulatory complex protein 9. The record is from RefSeq and is a predicted model, not a curated record. Lineage: Eukaryota; Metazoa; Arthropoda; Insecta; Hymenoptera; Apidae. The transcript is spliced from 7 exons. Gene Ontology annotation, molecular function: protein binding. Gene Ontology annotation, cellular component: motile cilium; cytoplasm. Gene Ontology annotation, biological process: cilium organization. Bases 302 to 1342 code for a protein of 346 amino acids.
CCGAUGGAUCAAACCGUAUCACGUGCUUUAAAGCUCCGCGAACCAACUUUAUCGAGCAGCAUUUAGUUCCGCCAAAAGUACGGCGUAUCAUGAUUAGUCUUAUAGCCAUGUGUUCAAUGUUCCUUUUAUGAAUUUUGAUUAACCGGACAUCGGAUCUAUAGUUUUCUUCAUCGACGACGUUCGCAACUUCAAUUUAGGUGAGAGCCGAGAAGAAUAUACGACAAAAUUCAAUGUGCGAAGAUAAAAAGCGAGCAAAGGAGGCGCAAGAGAACUACGACGAGGUAAAAAACACGGACACUCAAUGGCUACGCUCGCGGCAAAUGGUUCUUCACAGUUCUCCCCAGCGGAACGGCCAGCAAUUUUAGCGGCGCUCGAGGAGUUCACGAACGCGCUGGCCAUUUACCACAGUACACUGAGAAAGCCCGCGGAACAUGAUAACGAUAUUCUCGGCGAGUGUUUACCUCUCGAUACAGAAGAUUUAAAAGUAUUGAAUCCCGAGGAGAUUAUAAAGAUCCAAGAUAUGAAAGAACGAGCCAUCUCCAAGAAAAUUUACGAAAACAGUUUAUACAUGAGAAAAAUCAUGGAGAAGCUGAAGGAAGAGAUCCGUGAACAGGGAACGUUCGAGGUAUUGACUAAAGAGAUCGAAGAAAUCAUGGUACGCCAGAAAGAAGAGGAAACUCUGCUCGAGGAGCAAGAAAGACUAAGAAAAACCGCCGCAGAAUUGCAAAAGACAAUGACUGAGAAGAAAUUGGCGAAUGAACAGGAGAAAAGGCGAAUACUGAAUGAGCUUGCGGAGGAACAGCGUAACGUGGAAAAACUGAAAUUAAUCGCGGACGCGAAGUUGGAGUAUAUUACGGAAUGGGGGAAAGCGAGAUGCGAGCAGAAUUCAUUACGUUGCGACAUGGAAAUAGAAAAAUUGGAGAAGAUAUUAAACAACUGGCGCAUACGUGAAAAAAAUAAACAGCGUGUUCAUGCUGAGUUGACGAAAUUUCUGACAAAGGACAUAGCGUCGCUAGAGAAAAAGACCAACGAGUGGGAGGAACGGUACGCUCGAGAAAAAGAGACGUACGAGAAGGAAAUCCGGCAGCUACAUAUUGAGAUAGAAACACGUCGAAAGGAGUUGGACGAACUUAAAGAAGAGUAUCGUCAUAAUCAGGAAUUUAUAGACACGCAUCUUGCGAAAAAGGAAACACUACAAAGAGAGAAGGAACGACAGGAGCUCAUGCAAAAAAGCGCAAUCAAGAUUCAAGCUUGGUGGCGAGGUGUUAUGGUACGCCGGAAGUUGGGGCCGUAUCGACCUGUGGAGAAAAAGAAAAAGCGACAGGCUAAGACAAAGAAAUAACUCCCCUUCUAUUUGACCCACCCCUUAAUCCCAGUCCGUACAAAUACAUGUUCCACUCCGUUUGGAACAAUACUCGGCUGAAAACAAUAUUUAUUCUUCCUCUGCCAUGAAGACCACUUUUGCUUCGUCUACGCUCCGUCUCUUACCGCAUCCAUUAUAGAUACGUUGAUUGACUUAUACGUCAUCUUGAGCGUAUAAGUAUAUCGCGCAAUUUGUAAAAGACGAACAAGAAUAACAGUUUCAAAACACACUACUGAAGGAAUAUCUUACGAGAGAUUCGAAUUCAAUCAACUAUAAGAGUAGAAGAGCUGAAGAAUCGUAAUGCGCUAGACAUAAAUCUUUAUUGCAUAAAAAUGGAAAUUCCAGAUGUCGUUUCAAAGGAAACUUCAUCUGCAAGUUAUUUGAAUUAAAUUCAUUGGUCAAAUUAGUUUCUAACACGAAUAGAAAAAACGAGUAGAAGAAGAAAGAAACUUGUAACGAAUGAUCCACAUGAAAUCGCGAUUUUACUCUCUGCUUACGUAAUAUAAAGCUAAAGAAUGGCCACAGCGGAGUAUUGUUCAUGCAAGAACCUCAUUUCCUACACACUACUAACUUAGAUUCUGCGAUGUUCAAAAACACUGCAUGGUACACCAUAAUAAACCUCUACUAUACGUAACACGGAAUUCCUACACUUCAUUCUUCUUGCAGUUUCAUGAAAUUUAUGAUCAUAAUCUUAUAUGAAUAUGAAUAUACAAAUGAUAAAAUGUAGGUGUAUUGAACGUAUAAGCAAUAUAAUCCAACGAGUUUA